Messenger RNA from Clunio marinus, 1006 nucleotides. The record is from the annotation of a GenBank genome assembly. NCBI's taxonomy places the organism in Eukaryota, Metazoa, Arthropoda, Insecta, Diptera, Chironomidae.
AUUAGAAGCAAAAACUUGUUAAGAACUUUUUGAUAAGAAGUAUAAAUAGGAUUCGCAUUAAUGUUUAGCUAUCAGUUACAAUUCGACUCGUGAAGUUUUUAAAAUAAUGAUAAAGUUAGUAGCUAUUGUAUUCUUAUCUUUAGUAUCAAUUUCAAAAGGGCAACUUGAUCCAUUUGAAGUUUGUGUAGGUCAACCAGAUGGUACACUUGUAGGUGUAGGUCAAGACAUUUCAUGCACGGCUUAUUUUUAUUGUGAAAACGAAUACGGAUUCGAGGAAGACUGCGUGGAAGUUUAUCAAGAUGAGUUGGAGUUUAAUUAUGAGACUUUAGCAUGUGACUUUGCAGACGUUGUUGGAUGUGCAGCCUAUCAACCAGUAGAUCCGGUAGAUCCAGUAGAUCCAGUAGAUCCCGUAGACCCGGACCCACCACCUCCAGAGCCUGAAACAGAUCCCGAAACAGAUCCACCUGAAGUGUUACCUCCUGUUACGGAACCAACAGAAGCCCCACCACCUACGGAAUUACCUCCCAUAGACCCUUCAAUACCUGACAUUGAGUGCCCGACAAAUAGACCAGGCGAAAUUAUUUUCUUCGAAAGCUCCAAUUGCUCAGAAUACUUCAUUUGUUCGAAUGGAGUUCAAGCGAGAAUGUUGUGCAUGGAAGGAUUCACAUGGAACCAAGACGAAUUACAAUGUGAUUAUCCAAUUUUUUCAAGGUGUUCGUCAAACAUCGAGAUUGAUGGAAUGGACGUACGGUGUACAAGAACGGGUUUUUAUACGACGGCGUAUCCCAGAGACUGUACAAAAUUCGUAUUCUGUAGUCAGGGAAUUCCUAUGGUUCAAAAUUGUCCCAUUGGUUAUGCCUGGCAUUUAGAACGAUGUGUUGAGAGACAAUUUGCUUCAUGCCCCGAUUUAAGAAGAUUAUUAUAAUUUUUUUUAAUUAUCUUAUCAUAUCUUGUUUUGAUUAAGAAAAAAUUUGGAACAAGUAAAUAAAUUUAAAGUAUUGUGAUU